Molecule: messenger RNA, 360 nt
Organism: Podospora pseudopauciseta
Lineage: Eukaryota; Fungi; Ascomycota; Sordariomycetes; Sordariales; Podosporaceae
Exons: 2
Coding region: 91-360 (89 amino acids)
Source: RefSeq, a predicted model, not a curated record
CGACCGACAUUUCCACUUCGACCUCCAGUAUCUUUUGACCCGGAUGGCUUCAACGGUCUUCUGGGUGACUGCUGCUGUCAAUUGCAACAGAUGAAUAUCGCAUUGCCAGCAGCAGUCGUGACACUGUCGUAUGGCAAGAACAAGACUAUCGAGGGUCAAAUCAGACGAACGAUUUGUUCAGAGAUCCGAUUAUCAAGUCAUCGCGAAGUUGAGAAAGCUACCGAGAUUGAGUGCUUGUCGUGGCAAAAGAAUCUAGUUUCGGUUGACACAUGCCUGUGUGUGAUCUUUCGGCGAGCUUGGAUGUGUCAUGGUUAUAGAAGAAAUACAUUUUUGAAGUCACACACUUCGUCUCAUGACUAG